GCAACGUGUCAACAUGUACCUUGUAAACCGAUUCAACAUGGAGGACGCAGGAGCCCAGUGAAGUAAUUGAGUUGGAAACUUUUGGGAAUAACGUAGGAAUUAGUGGACCGAUUUGGACGCAUCUGCAGGAUAACAUUUAGAUUUUAGUACCGAGUCAGCUGCGACGAUGGCGGAGGAAAGCGUCAAGGUGGCGGUACGCUUGCGACCAUUUAACAGUCGUGAGAAGGCCCGCAAUGCCACGCUGAUUAUCGACAUGAAGGGACCGACGACGUACAUCAAGGACCCCUCGGCACCUAGCGAGGAGGCCAAGUCGUUCACCUUCGACUACAGUUACUGGUCCCACGACGGCUCUAAGCUGGAGGGCGACGGCUACAUCGCACCUGAUCCCGGUCACCCCAAUGGGAAAAAAUUCGCUGACCAGAAAACCGUGUUUCAGGACCUUGGUAUGGGAGUACUGACCAACGCCUGGGACGGCUUUAACUCCACCCUCUUCGCCUAUGGACAGACAGGGUCCGGCAAGAGCUGGUCAGUGGUGGGAUACGGCGUAAACAGAGGCAUUGUGCCUCAGUUUUGUGAGGAAGUCUUCAACAGAGUAGAUGCGGAGAAGAAUAACGGAUCUUCCACACAGUUUGAGGUGAACUUCAGUAUGUUGGAGAUAUACAAUGAAAUUGUUAGAGACCUGCUGAACCCAGGGUCUGGCGGUAAAGGCGGCCUGAAGGUCAGGCAGCACCCUAAGAAAGGAUUUUAUGCUCAAGGCCUUACGAGCGCCUUGGUGAGUAGUUAUAAUGACAUUGAGAAGAAAAUGGAGGAAGGCACGACUAACAGAACUGUGGCCGCCACCAAUAUGAAUGCUACUAGCAGUCGUGCUCACACCAUCGUUGGAAUCACACUGAUACAGAAGUUCAAGAAUGCUGCAGGAGAAGAGACGGCUAAGACUGGGAUAGUCAACCUGGUAGAUCUGGCUGGAAGUGAGCGUGCUGACAGCACAGGUGCCACAGGCGACAGACUGAAAGAGGGCGCUGCUAUCAACCAGUCGUUGUCUUCUCUUGGUAAUGUCAUCUCUGCACUGGCUGAAAAAUCAUCAGGGAAAAAUACCAGAGUACCAUACCGUAACUCAGUGUUAACUAUGCUGCUGAAGAAUGCCUUGGGUGGAAACAGCAAGACAAUUAUGAUAGCUGCCCUGAGUCCAGCUGACAUCAACUAUGAUGAAACCCUGAGCACACUGAGAUAUGCUGACCGAGCCAAGCAGAUCAAGACCAAGGCCACAGUGAAUGAGGACCCCACAGAGAAACUGAUCCGAGAGCUUCAGGAGGAGAAUGAGAGGUUGAAGAAGAUGAUGGAGGGAGGAAAUAUCCAGGUGCCACGGGGCGAUGGCGAUGAUGAGAUUCAGGCUUCAGAAGGGAUGUCAGAGGAGGAAAUUGCUGCCCUGAAGAAGCAGCUAGAGGAGGAGUACAAGGCAGAGUUAGAGGAAAAUGCCAAGCAAAUGGAAGAGAUGAAGAAGGCAUAUGAAGACAAACUGAGAGAAUCUCAGGAGGAUAGCAAGGCAUCAUCACUGUCAGAUACCCAAGCCAAGAAACAGACUGUGCCACAUCUCUCCAACUUAAACUUUGACCCACAGCUGACGGGGAAAAUUGUCUACUUUAUUGACGGAGACACCAAGACAGUCGGCAGCAAGAAAGGAGAACAGUCUGACAUUGUGCUGGCUGGUCCAAGCAUAAUGGCACAGCAUGCAGUGUUCACUGUAGAAGGAGGCAAGAUCUUCUUGGAAAAGAUGGCUGCAAAUGCACGCCUGCUGAUGAAUGGCGACCCGGUGAACCAGAAGACGGAGGUGAAACAUAAUGCAAGGUUGAUGUUUGGCACCACCCAGCUGUAUUUGUUUGUGAACCCCAAGGAGAGAGAUGCUGCCAAGACUCCGUACCCAGAAAUCACAUUUGAGAUGGCACAGGAUGAAAUAGCCGCCUGCUCUGGCUUUGACAUGAAUACAGAGAAUAAGUCUCAAGAUGACCUCCUGCUGCAGGAGGACCUGGCAGACAUGAUCCCAGCUGUGGAAGAGGCCAACUCUAUCAGCCAGGAGUUGGACAAGAAGCUCAAGUUUGAGAUCAUCAUUGUCAGUUCAGAGGCCAGAGGAGAACUGUCUGGAAGAACCGAGGUGAUGGUGAGAGUCAGCAACCUGGAGACAGGCUAUGAGUGGGUGUGGGUUAAGAAUAAGUUCAUCGACAGGAAAUAUGUGAUGCAGGAACUUUUCCAGAAAUAUGAUGAUGGUGAGACAUGGGAUGUGCCUCCUGAACAAGAUCCGUUCUAUGAGAACCCAGAGGACCCAGUUCACAUUGGUAGUGUGAAGGUGUGGCUGCAAUCUCUGGCCUAUCUGAUUGAGCUGAAGGAACAACUGGAAAUUACUGAUUUCAGAGGAAGACAGAUGGGAAUAUUCAANACAGGCCUCUGUCUUAUUCUGGAAGUGGUUCCAUGUAACAAGAAGGGUAAAGAGUACACAGAGGCAGAUGAUGUGUUUGUGGAUGACCCUGAGGAACUGGUGGGAAAGGAUCUUCACUUCAUGGUGAAAGUCAACAGUGCCAGGGGCAUCCCUGCCAGAUACACUGAUCUGUAUGCCAGGUUUAUAGCGCCAGGACAGACUGAUUUCACUGAGACUGCACAGAUUUCUGGCACCAGCAACCCCAACUGGAACUUUAAGAAACAGUAUGAUCUGCCUGUGGUGAAACCAGAGCAUGUGAAGAUGCUGAGAGACGGUGCUAUGAUGGUGCAGAUAUGGGGCGAUCAGAAGUCAGGACAGGCCAAAAAAUCAGUGAACACCAAGAAAGAGAUGGAGAAACUGUCCAUGGCAGCACAGCAGGUGCAUCAUGGGAAUGCAAAUGUCAAGACUGUGGAUGCUGGCAAAGUGAAAUAUAUGAUGCAGAGUGCAUUACUCGAAAAGAGACAGAAGAAGUAUGAAGAAAAAAUGAGUCAGUUGCGUAAAAUGGUAAAAGUCGCCAACAGCCAUCACAAGGUCAGGGUUGAGACCAAGGUCAUCAACGAAGUGCUGAAUGCUUCCAGCUGGAAAGAAGCUGAAAAACAGAUCAAUAAAAUCCCUAAAGACUCUGGAGGCGAUGAAAUCCCAAAGUCUGGAGCCUGCACCAUCCUAUAAUUGAAAGAAUGAAAUAAUUUCUUCUCUACAACCCAGACUCUGGUACCUGUAUCCAUGUGUUUGAUCUGAAUACAUCCAAACCAUUUGAUAUAUACAUUGCCACCACUGGCACAUAUCAAACUGGGUCUUAGAAUAUACCUGGAAUAUAUAUACUAUUUACUAAAGUUAGAAGCAUAAAACCAGAUUGUCUAGUUGCCAAGAUGUUAGGAGUCAACGGACAAUACUAAGUACUAGUCGCCCUUUUAAGGCCCAGUGUCCAUCCAUAGACGGAAUAUUUAUGCAUAUCUUGAUACCUGCUGUGCAGGUUUGAUUAUAUGGAUUCACUUUAAUGAAAGAGGAGGGUAAAAACGGGGUAAAAACUGAUUGUUUUAAUGUGUGAAUGUAUUUUUUUUUCAUUGGAGAGCAAAGCAUAAUUAUAGGCAAUAUUGGGUACAUUGAUUACAACAGGGUGAUAAGAUAGAGUCGUUAAUGAUAUGGUGAUAGAAGCCCUGCUCAUGCAAGCAAAAUUUGAAAAUUUUGCUCAUUGAAAUUAUUGUUCUGUUCAUAAUUUUUUGUUGGAUAUUGUUAAAAUGAAACUUUUUGGAAAAAUCCAUAUUUAUACUUUUCUCAGGCUAUACAUCCUUUUUUCAUUUGCAAUUGGUCUUUUAUGCACCUUGUGUAUAAAUCUGGUUCUCUACAGCCUAUGCAUUUUUGCACAUCACAGGGUAAAUGUAUCAUUUAUUUAUCUAUUUACAUGAUUUUAUUUUUGUGGACACUUAUAUAUGCAUUUAUGUUAUAGGGUUGCCAACAAGAUACAUUUCCUGCAUGGAAUGCGUAAAUGAAAAAUCAAUUCAGAUUGUUUUCUUAUGACACAAUUAUGUGUAUAAUGUGAGGACCAAUAACUCUUUCUAUAUUGCAAUUCAUGAUAUUGUUAGAUUUUUUUGUAUAUAUUUGUAGAUAAACGUACAGGAAGUGCACUUAGGUAUUUAAAAUGCAAUUUUUGAUAUUUUAAUUUAUAUUCUGGAACACUUUUUUUCAUUUUAUCUCUCCAGAUACCCUUCACUUUGCAUAAAAAGGAAAUAAUAUAUCACUGUAUUGGGAUGCAGUAUAUGUACAUAUUGAAGUGUAUACAUAGCAAACGCUCAAUCCUUUAUGUAUUAUAUAUACGCACAAGAGUUACAUUUAAGCGCUUGGAUUUUCUCUGUUGUUCAUGUGACAUUCCAUGAAGUUUUUUGUUCUUUAUUCAUAUAUAGUUACAACUACAUCUUUUACUGUAUUUAAUCGGAUUUUUGUGAUAUGAACUUGGAUGUCUUGGUAAAACGUGCAACUAUUUUAAAGGUGUAUCUGGAUGCAAUUAAUUUAGAUCCUUGCUGUCUUCCUAAAAAAGAGAAAAUACGUAUUUCUGUGUAGUAUAGAGGACCUGCCACUAGAACUUUACCCCGGAUUCGCCUUUGAAAUUAUUUAAGAACUUCAGAAACCCUAUUCCAGAUGCCAAAUUCUGAUUGCGCUCAUGUAUGGUUUAUCUGGACAUCGGCAAAUGAAUUAUUGCGACCUUACUUAUCUUUCUUAACACAAAUAUAUGCUUUUGUGAUUUAGAAAACAAAGGGGGUGCAGCAUGGGUCUUUUCUUAAGCCUCUCCUUUACUUCAAGCUGUGUGUUAAAAUCCAUAGAUUUACUUCAAGAGAUUCACCAAGUGCAGAAUAUGGGAAUUAUUGAAGGUGAGCCACAUGGGGUCCUGCAUAAAAUUAAAUGCAAUACUUGGCUCUCUCGGCUUAGUUAAAGAUGAGCUGAGAUUAGACUUAAGCAAGUUUAGUAAAAUAAUAGGAAAUGAGACUCAGUAUGCUUCAUUCUGGUAUAUGUUGACCAUGUUCGUAUACAUUAGGCCUAUAAUUUCCAUUGAAUGUCUUUGAAAUGUUUGCUGCAUGAGUUGCUAUUUAUCUCCUUCAAAACUUCAUUACAUAUAUUCCAUAGCAGUAAUUCAUCAUAGAAUUGAUGCCACGCUUAGCCCUGCUAUUUGUAAAUGGUUUUUAAGAAAAAGAAAAUGCCACAAAAUGUUCGCUUUGUCAGUUCGUGCUGGUUCGUUUAGCUUCAGAUCUUCUCCCAUAGAUGAUGACACAUACAAUGCAAAGGUAGCUUGUCAAAGAAGCUGUGAUACUGUGUACAUAUACAAAGGUGUGACGCGUGGCUUGCUGUGCCCUUCUCAUUUUUUAUUGUAU
Molecule: messenger RNA, 5334 nt
Organism: Lingula anatina
Lineage: Eukaryota; Metazoa; Brachiopoda; Lingulata; Lingulida; Lingulidae
Product: kinesin-like protein KIF28
Biological process (GO): microtubule-based movement
Molecular function (GO): microtubule motor activity; ATP binding; microtubule binding
Source: RefSeq, a predicted model, not a curated record